UGACUCCCUUAAAAAACUGGUCCAAACACACAUUUCGGAUCCGGGUCGGAUCGUCCAACAAAGCUUCUGCUACGACCUGUCUCGAAAUUGGUCUGUUUCAGUGUCUUGGGGUUACACUGUGCAGCUAUACCCAUCACUGGUGACUUCAAAGGUGUUGCAAACUCCAUUUCAAACAUUUGUGACAUGGAAGAGUUCGAGUCAAGGUCCAUUCAUAUUUAAUACCCGGGUCUUUAGCCCCGACCCGUGUGAUAGGCCAGUUAUUUUUUUCUUGGACCAGGCUGAGAUGGUCAAGAUGAGUGAAACCCUGACGACGUAUAAGAAGGUUUUGGCUGAGCCAGGGUUGGGAUGUUUUCGGACCGAAUAUGUUAAUGCUACUUUGGUUCAGUUGGUCAAUGUCUCAGCGGCCCCAUUCCAGUCCAACACGUGGAAGAAGGCGCCAAGAAGGCAAUGUUGUGAAAUCGUCAAUGGUGGCACAAAUGGGGCCGACAGUGUCAUACAAGUCAGAGUACGAGGUUGCAAUCGUUGGGAAUCGAUAACACCACCAAUUUAGAUGAUAAAAUGGUUUUGGGUGGUCCAAAUUUGCUUCAUCUCUUAACAUGCGUUGUGAAAUCCCACUCUAUCCAACACCGUCCCAUUUACAAAUUCUCAACUUUUGUUUUGCGGAAAUUUUCCUAUUUAUGAUCUUAUUGAGAGGGACAUCACGUAAACAAAAAUUCCUCUUCAAUCAGCCUAAUAUAGUAAAAUAGCAAAUAUAUAAUAUAAAAUACUAUUUUUGGCCUUUUUU
Camellia sinensis is the source of this 784-nucleotide messenger RNA. Lineage: Eukaryota; Viridiplantae; Streptophyta; Magnoliopsida; Ericales; Theaceae. The record is from RefSeq and is a predicted model, not a curated record.